AUGCGGCGUUUGGCUCGCAAACGCGCCGCCACCUAUCAGCGCCUCACUAUGCAGCUGACGCUGGAGGCGCUCUUGUCUGCGGACGUCUCGACUGACAGUGGUCAGUCGGCUGCCUCCGGGAACAAGCUAAACCUCCUGGCACACAGCGCACAGCGAGAAGCUGCACAAUCACACACAAAACACAAGCCCGAAAAGAACCAGCACUGCUGGCAACCAGACGCGGCAUCGGAGUAUCCGGGAGUAUCCGGCUUCGGAGUAUCCGGGAGUAUCCGGGAGUAUCCGGCUUCGGAGUAUCCGGGAGUAUCCGGGAGUAUCCGGGAGAUCGACAGGUCACUGCCAUGGGUUCCCUUCGCCGCGUCCUCUUCCUUCGGAGAGCUCCGUGCUCUUGUAGCUCAGCGCCUUGGAGGUGCUUCUACUUCCAUCCUUGUCCACCAUGGCGAAGUGGUCAAGGACCAAGAGCUUGUGAGUACAAGGAUGAAAGGCGAAGAAGAGGUCAUCUUCUUCAUGGAGAUUCACCAGCCAACUUCCGAAGACAACAGCGCACGGGGCACAGUGGAUCUUCUUAGCUCCUCAAGCUUGACUGAGUUCUCCAACAACCUCAUGCAAAGGAUACAGCAGGCACAACAAGCUCAAUCACGUGCUUCUCAGCCGUUAGUGCAGCCUCAACAGCAGGCACAAGCCCAUCGGACGUCCAGGCAGUCACCUCAGAGUCAAGACGAGCGGCACAAUGCUGAGCUAAUCACGCAGUUGGUCGACAUGGGUUUCCCUCGGGCACGAGCUGAGAAAGCUCUCCGAGUCACCGGGUUUGAUCUGAUGGAUGCUGUCAAUUGGCUCGCUGAGCAUCAGGAAGAUGCGGCUGGUGCUGCCCCCCCUGCCCCUACGACGCCUCCUGUCGUCCCCCCAAAGGUCAAGGCGUUGGAAUCAGUGUUUGAACCAGUGUUCCAAGCCAUCGCACUGGCUGCGCAUGGGAACGAUGAAGUUCGAAGGAGCCUUGAGCGUGUGCGCCUGCCUGCCAUGGAGGACGAUGGUUGGCGAGGGUUUUCAGCCUGCGUCCAGCGGAUUUGGAAGGGAGAAAGAGAUGCUGGAUCGCUUUGUGUAUCGUUAGAUCCCAACACAGCUCACUUCGUGCGUAAAGUCAUCGAGUUCGUCGAGAUGCCAGAAAAAGACUUGUUGACUCAGAUCGAUGACGACAGCAGACAUGCGCUGCCAAGAGAUCCACAGUUCGAAACUAUCCUGAAUCAGCUGAAACCAAACCUCACGAGGCUUGCUGUGUUUGCAACAAAGGCGACAAAAGUUGCCUUUGGCGAGGCAGAGAUGACAGAUGCUGAGGAGGAAGGGCAGCUUGUUACGUUUGUCGAAAACAUGGAGAAGGCGAAUUACCAGCUCAAAACCAUAUGGGACAUGCUUUGUGCAGGAGUCCGAUCUAGCCAGGACCUCUUCGAUUGCAUCGUUCCGUUAUCUAAUGGAAAACCAGACGACAGGAGUUUCAGAAUCGUGAGAUUUAUGCUGAAAGAGAUCAGCAUUCUUGAGAAGUAG
Guillardia theta CCMP2712 is the source of this 1536-nucleotide messenger RNA. RefSeq lists its product as hypothetical. The transcript has 7 exons. The record is from RefSeq and is a predicted model, not a curated record. NCBI's taxonomy places the organism in Eukaryota, Cryptophyceae, Pyrenomonadales, Geminigeraceae. Gene Ontology annotation, molecular function: protein binding. The coding region runs from base 1 to 1536 and encodes 511 amino acids.